Messenger RNA from Fulvia fulva, 1536 nucleotides. RefSeq names its product Glucose-6-phosphate 1-dehydrogenase. Gene Ontology annotation, molecular function: glucose-6-phosphate dehydrogenase activity; NADP binding. Gene Ontology annotation, cellular component: cytosol. The transcript is spliced from 3 exons. Bases 1 to 1536 code for a protein of 511 amino acids. Gene Ontology annotation, biological process: pentose-phosphate shunt, oxidative branch; glucose metabolic process. Lineage: Eukaryota; Fungi; Ascomycota; Dothideomycetes; Mycosphaerellales; Mycosphaerellaceae. The record is from RefSeq and is a predicted model, not a curated record.
AUGGCUGACACGCUUAUCCAUCCGGACGUUGAGCAGAAUGCCGGCACCAUGGAGCUGAAGGAGAACACCGUGAUCGUUGUCCUCGGAGCCUCUGGCGACCUCGCGAAGAAGAAGACCUUCCCAGCACUCUUCGGCCUGUUCAGAAAUGGCUUCCUGCCUAAGGAUGUCAAGGUCAUUGGAUAUGCCCGAACGAAGAUGGACCACCAAGAGUACCUCAAGAGGGUCAAGUCACACAUCAAGACUCCAACGAAGGAGAUGGAGCAGCAGCUCGACGAGUUCACAAAGUUCACAUCAUACAUCAGCGGCCAAUACGACAAGGACGAGAGCUUCCAAGAGUUGGAGAAGCACCUUCAAGAGCUCGAGAAGGGACAGAAGGAGAACAACCGGGUCUUCUACAUGGCACUACCACCAUCAGUCUUCAUUCCUGUCUCCGAACAUUUGAAGAAAAACAACUACCCGAAGAACGGCAUCUCUCGCAUCAUCAUUGAGAAGCCAUUCGGCAAGGAUCUGGGCAGCAGCAGAGAGCUCGACCAAGCACUGCGACCAAACUGGAAGGAGGACGAGAUCUUCCGUAUUGACCACUACCUGGGCAAGGAGAUGGUCAAGAACAUCCUCAUCCUGCGAUUCGGUAACGAGUUCUUCGGCGCAACCUGGAACCGCAACCACAUCGACAACGUUCAGAUCACCUUCAAGGAGCCAUUCGGCACUGAGGGCCGUGGCGGGUACUUUGACGAGUUCGGCAUUAUUCGCGACGUUAUGCAGAACCAUCUUCUCCAGAUCCUUACACUGCUCGCUAUGGAGCGUCCUAUCUCUUUCAGCGCCGAGGACAUCCGCAACGAGAAAGUACGCGUGCUGCGAGGCAUGCCAGCUAUUGAGCCAAAGAAUGUCAUCAUUGGCCAGUACGAGAAGUCGCUUGAUGGCUCCAAGCCAGGCUACAAGGAGGACGACACUGUACCUAAGGAAUCGCGUUGCCCAACUUUUGCCUCAAUGGUUGCAUACAUCAAGAACGAGCGAUGGGACGGCGUGCCUUUCAUCCUCAAGGCAGGCAAGGCGCUCAACGAGCAGAAGACAGAGGUUCGCAUCCAGUUCAAGGAUGUCACGUCCGGUAUCUUCAAGGACAUCCCGCGUAACGAGCUGGUCAUCCGAGUACAACCGAACGAGAGCAUCUACAUCAAGAUGAACUCGAAGCUGCCAGGCUUGAGCAUGCAGACAGUCGUCACCGAGCUCGACCUGACCUACCGAAGGCGAUUCUCGGACCUGAAGAUUCCAGAGGCAUACGAGAGUCUGAUCCUCGACUCGCUCAAGGGCGACCACUCCAACUUUGUGCGUGACGAUGAGCUUGAUGCUUCAUGGAGAAUCUUCACACCACUACUUCACUACCUGGACAACAACAAGGAGAUCAUCCCAAUGGGUUACCCAUACGGUUCCCGCGGUCCAGCUGUCCUCGACGACUUCACAUCCUCGUACGGCUACAAGUUCGCCGAUGCCGCAGGCUACCAGUGGCCACAGCACCAGAUUGAGCCAAACAAGUUGUAG